Guillardia theta CCMP2712 is the source of this 1113-nucleotide messenger RNA. RefSeq lists its product as hypothetical. The record is from RefSeq and is a predicted model, not a curated record. The transcript has 4 exons. Lineage: Eukaryota; Cryptophyceae; Pyrenomonadales; Geminigeraceae. The coding region runs from base 1 to 1113 and encodes 370 amino acids.
AUGCCGGCUGUACAGAAGAGCGGGACAGUGCUGAUACGGGCAGUAGAGGGAGCCCAAGGGUCGAGUAGGGGCCUUGAGGGAGAAGUGAGGUAUGUUUACUACAAUGAGCCUGUGGUGACUCGCGUGGAGCCAAGCAGUGGCGCUCUGGAAGGGGGUACCAUGCUGAGCCUGUAUGGGCGGGGGCUGGAAGAAGGCAGCAAUCUAACGUGCAGGUUCGGGACCGGAGAUGCGGUCGCAGGCCGGCAAGAGACUUCUACGAUGGCCACCUGUGUUGCACCCCCGCGCCCAGUCAAGGACGUCGUCUGGUUGCAGGUGAGCCUCAACGGAGGCGCGGACUUCUCCGGAUCUGCAGUCGAGUACGCAUAUGAGGCCGGGGCUACGGUGGACGAGGUGAGGCCGUCCGCGGGAGAUAGCGGGGUCGACGGUCAGACCGUGACCGUGAUAGGCCGCCACUUCGGGUCGGGACAAGGGCUGAGCUGCUUGUUCGGGACAAGGGGGCGGGUACGGGGCAUGCCGAUGACGUCGACGGCGGUAGUCUGUGUAGCGCCGAGAGGGGGUCCGGGGGCGGUCGGGGUAUCGGUGAGCAACAACGGAGUGGAUGAAGGGCAAACAAGGGGCGGGUUCGUGUACAGCGGUGAUCUUAAGGGCAAGUCUGCAUUCGUCUACUACGAGGGGCCAGAGAGGGGGGGUAUCCUGGUGAGCCUCAACGGAGGCGCGGACUUCUCCGGAUCUGCAGUCGAGUACGCAUAUGAGGCCGGGGCUACGGUGGACGAGGUGAGGCCGUCCGCGGGAGAUAGCGGGGUCGACGGGCAGACCGUGACGGUGAUAGGCCGCCACUUCGGGUCGGGACAAGGGCUGAGCUGCUUGUUCGGGACAAGGGGGCGGGUACGGGGCAUGCCGAUGACGUCGACGGCGGUAGUCUGUGUAGCGCCGAGAGGGGGUCCGGGGGCGGUCGGGGUAUCGGUGAGCAACAACGGAGUAGAAGGAGAGACCGCUAGCGGCAUCGUCAGCGUGAGGUAUGAGUACCGCUCAGGGAUGUCAGCAAAGUCCGUGGGACGAUCGGAGGUGAGGACGGGACUGGGGAGUGGCUCUGUGUAUUCGGAGACUCUAUGA